CUCUCACUCAGUGGGGUUUUUCUCUCUUUGAUUUUUUGAUCUCUGUCUGUAACAUUUAAAGACACCAUUGCUGUUAAGGAACCCUCGUAAUUACAUCGCUCUGCAUCUUGUUAAAUCCUUAAAGAAUCGAUCUUUUUGGUGGGUUAUAAACCUGAGCAUUUGCUUCCAGAUUGAAUAUGGCUGAGGCUACACAGUCUAAUGCUGAGUUGUUGGAGUGGCCAAAGAAAGAUAAGCGCCGCUUCCUGCAUGCUGUGUACCGUGUUGGUGAUCUUGAUCGCACCAUUAAGUUUUACACUGAAUGUUUUGGGAUGAAGCUUUUGAGGAAAAGAGAUGUUCCAGAAGAGAAAUUUGCCAAUGCUUUUCUUGGAUAUGGCCCUGAACAAUCUCACUUUGUUGUGGAAUUGACUUAUAAUUAUGGGGUGACCUCAUAUGAUAUUGGAACUGGCUUUGGGCAUUUUGCUAUUUCAACUCCAGAUGUUUACAAAUUGGUUGAAAACAUCCGGGCCAAGGGUGGAAAUAUCACUAGGGAGCCUGCUCCUGUUACGGGUGGAAUAUCUGUUAUUGCCUUUGUGAAGGACCCUGACGGUUAUAUUUUUGAGCUCAUCCAAAGACCUUCAACCCCUGAGCCAUUGUGCCAAGUAAUGCUUCGUGUUGGUGAUUUAGAGCGCUCAAUAAAAUUUUAUGAAAAGGCUUUAGGUUUGAGGGUCGUGAAGAGGGCUGAUAGACCUCAACAAAAGUAUACUAUAGUCAUGCUUGGGUACGCAGACGAGCAAGAGACAACUGUGUUGGAGCUUACGUAUAACUAUGGUGUUACUGAAUACACCAAGGGAAAUGCUUAUGCACAGGUUGCUAUAAGUACGGACGACGUAUACAAGAGUGCUGAGGUUGUGAACAUAGUCACACAAGAGCUUGGAGGAAAGAUUACUCGGGAACCAGGGCCAAUUCCUGGACUUAACACAAAGAUCACUUCUUUCUUAGACCCUGAUGGAUGGAAAACUGUUUUGGUUGACAAUGAAGAUUUUCUGAAGGAACUGGAGUGACAAGUGUUGUAUGAAUAAAUAAGAUCGUGUGCUUUUUUUUCAAUGUGGUGGUCUUCAGUAUGUGACUUUGUAAUUGAUUGAGUACGCAGUUUAAACUUCCAUUUGCUGAUGUUUACCGAGGAAUAAUUAUGAUUUAUUAUCGCAGAACCUAAAUCAGUUUCAGCCAAA
Molecule: messenger RNA, 1208 nt
Organism: Vigna angularis (adzuki bean)
Lineage: Eukaryota; Viridiplantae; Streptophyta; Magnoliopsida; Fabales; Fabaceae
Product: lactoylglutathione lyase GLX1
Exons: 9
Coding region: 177-1040 (287 amino acids)
Cellular component (GO): cytoplasm
Molecular function (GO): metal ion binding; lactoylglutathione lyase activity
Source: RefSeq, a predicted model, not a curated record